Myotis myotis is the source of this 1799-nucleotide messenger RNA. It is a transcript of the gene PLA1A, whose product is annotated as phospholipase A1 member A. Gene Ontology annotation, molecular function: carboxylic ester hydrolase activity; lipase activity. NCBI's taxonomy places the organism in Eukaryota, Metazoa, Chordata, Mammalia, Chiroptera, Vespertilionidae. Gene Ontology annotation, biological process: lipid metabolic process. The record is from RefSeq and is a predicted model, not a curated record. Bases 81 to 1454 code for a protein of 457 amino acids. The transcript is spliced from 11 exons.
CAAAACUGUGAGUGGCUGGGUUAUGUGAUGUCUUUGGCAUCAGGGUCGGCUUUACCCGAGCUCCGAGAGUGGGCUCAGCCAUGCACCCAGGCCUCCGGGACAGCUGCUGCUUCUGGGUGUGGGGGCUCUUUUUGUGGUUCAGCGUUGGAAGUGCAGGAGACACACCUCCUACCGAACAGCCAAAGUGCACUGACUUCCAGAAUGCCAACCCCUUCCGAGGCACCAAUCUCAAAGUCCAGUUCCUCCUCUUCACCCCUUCAGAUCCUCGCUGUGGGAACCUAGUUGAAGAAAGUAGUGACCUUCAAAACUCUGGAUUCAAUGUCACUCUGGGAACCAAACUAAUAAUCCAUGGAUUCAGGGCUUUAGGAACAAAGCCUUCCUGGAUUGAGAAGCUCAUCGGGGCCCUUCUGAGGGCAGCAGAUGCUAAUGUGAUUGCCGUGGAUUGGGUGUACGGCUCCACAGGUGCCUACUUCUCGGCCGUGGAAAAUGUGGUUAAGCUGGGACUCAAGAUCUCCAGUUUCCUCAGUAAACUCCUGGUGCUGGGUGUGUCGGAGUCCUCCAUCCACAUCAUUGGUGUGAGCCUGGGGGCCCACGUUGGGGGCAUGGUGGGACAUUUCUACAAAGGCCAGUUGGGAUGGAUCACAGGCCUGGACCCUGCUGGACCAGAGUAUACCAGAGCCAGUCUGGAGGAGCGCCUGGAUGCUGGAGAUGCCCUCUUCGUGGAAGCCAUCCACACAGACACCGACAACUUGGGUAUUCGGAUUCCUGUUGGACAUGUGGACUACUUUGUCAACGGAGGCCAAGACCAACCUGGGUGUCCCACCUUCAUUCAUGCAGGCUAUAGUUAUCUGAUCUGUGAUCAUAUGAGGGCUGUGGACCUCUACAUCAGCGCCCUGGAGAAUCUCUGUCCUCUGAUGGCCUUUCCCUGUGGUAGCUACAAGGCCUUCCUUGCUGGACACUGUCUGGAUUGUUUUAAUCCUUUUCUGCUUUCCUGUCCAAGGAUCGGGCUGGUGGAACAAGGUGGUGUCAAGAUAGAGCCACUUCCCAAGGAAGUGAAAGUCUACCUCCUGACCACUUCCAGGGCUCCGUACUGUGCACAUCACACCCUUGUGGAGUUUAACUUGCAGGAGCCAAGAAACAAGGACACCCAUAUCGUGGUCACCUUCUUUAGCAGCAAUGCCACCUCCUCAGGCAAGAUCACCAUACCGAAACAGAAACUUCAGGGGAGAGGAGUCCUAGCUCACCCCACUCCUCAGUGCCAGAUACACCAAGUGAAUCUCAAGCUUCAGGCUUCUCGCCAGUUUUGGAGCAAGGACCGGACUAUCAUUGUUGGGAAAUUCUGCACUGCUCCUUUGCCUGUCAAUGACAAUAAAAUGACGGUCUGCGUACCUGAGCCAGUGAACUUACAAGCAAGUGUGACUGUUUCUCGUGACCUUAAAAUGACGUGUGUAUAGUAAAAGCCUGGACAGGACAUAUCCUUGGAUUGUAGGGACGGGGGCGGGGAGGGAGGGGUUUCAACUUAUUCUAGGCCACUACUACUAAGAAUGAAGGCAAGACUCGUGGUUAUUUCCCCCAUAAUUUACUACCUUAGAAGGGAAAGAUGGCUCAGUUUAUAGAGCUAUCUUUAUUUGCAUGCCAAUUUAAAGAGCCUUAUAUAGAUAUCAUUUCAGCUUUCUUACUCGUACUUAAGAGCAAUUACCCCAUGUCCUUGUGCUCUGUACAAUAGAAACAUAUAUAGGAAAAAUGCUUUUCUAAAAAAUAAAACUCCAUGGAAUAUCUGAAUUAUUUAUUAUUUUAUU